UUAGGUUGUUAGCAUCAGGAAUUUAUUUUUUAAAUGCCUUGUUUUUUAAAGCUAAGGGAAUAUGCUUUGUUGUAGGCAUCCAUUUCUCUUGCUCCCGUGAACAUUUUCAAGGCAGGUGCAGAUGAAGAAAAGGCUGAAACAGCUCGAUUGUCAUCCUUUGUUGGUGCCAUUGCUAUCGGUGACCUGGUCAAGAGCACCCUGGGGCCUAAAGGCAUGGACAAGAUUCUUUUAAGUACUGGGAGAGAUAGCACGGUAACAGUGACCAAUGAUGGUGCAACCAUCCUGAAGGCUAUUGGAGUUGACAACCCAGCUGCCAAGGUCUUGGUUGAUAUGUCAAAGGUUCAAGAUGAUGAAGUUGGUGAUGGAACUACAUCUGUCACAGUUUUGGCAGCUGAAUUACUAAGGGAGGCAGAAUUACUGAUUUCAAGGAAGAUUCAUCCCCAGACCAUCAUUGCAGGCUGGAGAGCAGCCACAAAAGCUUCAAGAGAGGCACUUCUGAAAGCAGCUGUGGAUCAUAGUGGUGAUGAAGUGAAGUUCCGUGAAGAUUUGAUGAACAUUGCAGGAACGACUCUUUCAUCAAAAUUACUUACUCAUCAUAAAGAUCACUUUGUCAAGCUUGCUGUGGAAGCUGUUCUGAGAUUGAAAGGUUCUGGUAAUUUGGAGUCUAUCCACGUCAUUAAGAAACUUGGGGGAAGCUUGGCUGAUUCCUACUUAGAUGAAGGCUUUUUACUUGACAAGAAGAUUGGUGUAAAUCAGCCAAAAAGAAUUGAAAAUGCAAAGAUUCUUAUUGCAAAUACUGGUAUGGAUACAGACAAGAUUAAGAUUUUUGGCUCUCGCGUCAGAGUGGACUCCACAGCAAAGGUAGCAGAAAUAGAACAGGCAGAAAAAGAAAAAAUGAAGGAGAAGGUGGAGCGUAUUCUUAAGCAUGGAAUAAACUGCUUUAUUAACAGACAGUUGAUCUACAACUAUCCUGAACAACUCUUUGGAGCUGCUGGCGUCAUGGCUAUUGAACACGCAGACUUUGCUGGUGUAGAACGUCUGGCUCUUGUUACAGGUGGUGAAAUUGCAUCAACUUUUGAUCACCCUGAGCUAGUAAAACUAGGAAGCUGCAAGCUUAUUGAAGAGGUCAUGAUUGGAGAAGAUAAACUCAUUCAUUUCUCUGGAGUGGCAAUGGGUGAAGCUUGCACCAUAGUUUUGCGUGGAGCAACACAGCAGAUUCUGGACGAAGCAGAGAGGUCUUUGCAUGAUGCUCUCUGUGUCCUUGCCCAGACUGUGAAGGACCCUAGAACUGUUUAUGGUGGAGGUUGUUCAGAGAUGCUGAUGGCUAAUGCGGUUGCAGAACUUGCCAUCAGAACACCUGGCAAAGAGUCGGUUGCAAUGGAGUCCUUUGCUAAGGCUUUACGAAUGAUCCCAACAAUAAUAGCUGAUAAUGCUGGCUAUGACAGUGCAGAUUUGGUUGCUCAGCUCAGAGCUGCUCACAGUGAAGGGAAGACUACUUACGGACUUGAUAUGAGAGAGGGUGUCAUUGGAGACAUGGCAGUCUUGGGAGUAACAGAAAGUUUCCAAGUCAAGAGACAAGUUCUGCUGAGCGCAGCUGAAGCAGCAGAAAUGAUUCUUCGUGUAGAUGACAUCAUUAAAGCAGCACCAAGAAAACGGGUGCCAGACCAUCGCCCAUGUUAAAUUGUCUUCAGUAGCUGAGGAUAUGUGGACCAGAUCUCACCCAGCAAUUUUUUUUUAUGAUCUAAUUUCCGUGAGGUUAUGGAACAGAAGCUUGAGACAGCAAAUCGCCAUCGGUGACAUGAAAACAACCGUCUUCAGUUAAUUUUAACUGAUUUCAGGUUAUAUGUGUUGUGGGGAAGAUGCACUUUCAAGUAAAAUGGGCUUUAUACAACCCUAAUCCUUUUGUUCCUCUCCAGGUUCCACUUAAAAUACACAGAAAUAAAUAAAAAAG
This is a messenger RNA of Chaetura pelagica (chimney swift), 1951 nucleotides long. It is a transcript of the gene CCT2, whose product is annotated as chaperonin containing TCP1, subunit 2 (beta). Lineage: Eukaryota; Metazoa; Chordata; Aves; Apodiformes; Apodidae. The transcript has 15 exons. Gene Ontology annotation, cellular component: cytosol; chaperonin-containing T-complex. Gene Ontology annotation, biological process: protein folding. The coding region runs from base 214 to 1680 and encodes 488 amino acids. Gene Ontology annotation, molecular function: ATP hydrolysis activity; ATP-dependent protein folding chaperone; ATP binding. The record is from RefSeq and is a predicted model, not a curated record.